ACCUUAAUAGGUGUAUGCUGGGUAACGCCAUCUUGUUUACAAUUUGUAAUCGCCUACCGACGGAGAAUGUGAUUUUUAGUUUUCGAUUUCUUAGUUUUUUUUCUGUGAGAGGCCAUAACACAGCUUAUUCUGAUUGUGUUGGUCUUUGAAAAGUGUAAUUCAAUCAUCCGGUUAAGUGCAAUAUUAGAAAAUAGAAUUAAAAAAUGUCUUCAACAAAGAGGAAACAAAUCAAAGUCAAGGCAGUAGCGCCGAAGCUAAAAUUGUUUCGUGCCAAUGAGCCUCUUCUCAGUGUACUUAUGUGGGGUGUAAAUCACACGGUAUGUCUUAUAACUUAUACAGUUUAAGUAUACUUCAAGGAAAUUUUUAAAUUGUGCAUGUACUUGUAUUAUAUAAAAUACCCAUCGAAUCAUGGAGGUGCACUAAACAGUAAAGUACAGACUAGAAAUUAGAGAGGCCUACAUGACAAUAUAACUUAGACUUUUAAAAAAAAAAAAAGUCAAAAGUGCAAUUCAGGUGCAUAUAGUAUUUCUGGUCGAAUAACGUAUUUUCGCAUGUAAAAUUAUGUGAAUUUUUAUAAAAGUAUUUAUUCAAAGUAAAAUGCCAUCUUUUUGUUGGAAUACAACAUUUUACACAAUUUUAACAUAUUUUAAUUUUACGAGAUAAAAAGUACAUUUUUAUGGAUCUUUUGUCUUUUACGGAGCCAUUCAUUGGGGUAAAACUUCUGUUUUUAAAGAUACCUUAUAAAUGCUGCCCAAUUGGAUGUAUCUUGUUGUAUUUAUUUUAUAACUUUACUACCAGUAUCAAAUAUAACCGGAGUUAUAGGGAACUCUCAUACUUGACAUACGUAGCCAGUCUACAAGCCACAUUGCAAUUAUUACAUUCCUUUUUUGUUCUUCAAAGGGGAGCGCCUUCCGUUGUAUCAACGUUAUUUGUUGCCUCACAAAGUGCGCAUAUAAACCAAAUGCUGCAUUUAAAAUUUCAGUUGGAUCAACAAUUUUAAUUAUUGUUUCUUGGUCGUCCUGUCAUUAUGGACAAAGUGAUCCUCUACCAGCAAUACAGCAAAACGAGUCCUUCUUACUAUAAUUACUAGUCCUCACCCUCAUUUUACUCAGCGUAAAUCAGUCAACAUAAGCACAUUGGCAUUCAAAAAAUGGGGAGGGGUGCUCAAAUUAGAACUGAUCAAUCAUGGGCAACGUAUUUGCAGCCAUCAGUAUGAGAUGACUAUCAAUAAAUGACCCCACUCUAUCAUUACAAUUUCCCCAUUUUCUGCAACGUGACAAAUAUUUUUUUUUAAAAAGUGGACACAUGAUCACACAUUGGCACAAAUUCGUGGACACCCCCCCCCCCCCACCCCUCUCGCCCUGCCCGCUGCCUUAGUCGGUAAUCCACUUCUAAUCCCCCCUCCCCCUCAAGACUUCAAGGGACAACUCGUAUAUUCCGAGCACUCUGAGAGGAAAAAAAAAGAGGGGCGGGGGGCGGCGCUCGUACGCAAUGAAAAAUCCAGUAUUUCAUUCUUUUUUGUGAAAAUGCCUACACUUUGAAAAUUUCGCAUACUAACUUAUAGGUGAUUAAAAAUCUGGCCAGAGUGUGUAAAAAAAACUAAAAAACAAAUGGGGCUAUGUAACUUUGGUUGGGGGAUGUUUAAAGACGCUUUAGAAAUCAAUUAAAAAAAGAAAAAAAGCGCUGUAUAAUUCAGUAUUAGUUAACAAUAACUGCCUGUAUUUAAUUAAUAAAGAAUACACGUAAGUUUACAUGAGACAUUACGAAAUGUGUUAAGAAAUAAUAUACGCACCUGAACUGCACUUUUACCCCCAAAAAAAUUAAACCAGAAUCAAUUUUCGGUAAAUGUGCUUUUGAGGUGCGUAUAUUAUUUCUCAACAAAUUUCAUAUUUUUACAAAAGUACAUGACAUUAUAGCCUUUCUGACCUUAUUUGCCAGAUUUUUCACCCAUAAGUUAGUAGUAGUAGGCUAAAUGAAAUUUUGAAACCUGAAGGCAUGUUAGCAAAAAAAAAAAAAAAGGAAAUACUGGGCUGUUUUGAACUUAAUACAAUAUUCCAUUUUGGACAGGGGGUCCAAAUUCUUUUUUUUUCUUUAUUAUAUUAUAUAUAAGCUAUAUAAGUAUAAUUUCAAACAGAGGAUCUUGCGUGGGAGAGUGGAUCUAGACCAAACAAUAGUACACAACAUACUUCACAUACACUGCAUUAUCCAUAUUCAAAUACUGAAGGGUACUGAACUCACCAUAUCCACCCCUUUGCAGCUUUGGAACUGGGGCCCCAAUUUCAUUUUUAUUUAAGCUCAAUAAAUACCAGUAGACUUGGACAAUAAUAUAGGCCUAAGGGUAAAUUGAUGGAUAUAGGCCAAGCUCUGUAGCUAUAUCCAUCGUAAUCCAUUUUUAAAUUUUGGUGGAGUUAGGAGUAGCCUAAUAAUAUUCAAUCCAUUCGGGACUGAUCUAGAAUUUUCCAGAAAGUUCUAUUAUUUAAAUUAAACAUCGAUAAAUAAUUUAAUAUAAGUUAAAUUGCUUGUUUUGUUUUUGUGAACAUGCAGUUUCAAAAUUUCAUUUAGCGUACCAACUAAUAAAUGAAAACAUCUGGCAUAUAGGGUGAAAGAUGCAUAAAUAAUGGAGCAAUGUUACUAUGUACUGUUGGGGGGCUGUUCAAAGACGAUUCAGAAAUCAAAUAAAAAGAAUAUUAAGUGCUGUACAAUUUAGUAUUAGUUAGUUAACUAUUACUGCCUGGAGUUAAUUUAAUUAAGUAUACAAGUAGUUUACGUACGAAAUGCAUUAAGAAAUAAUAUAUGCACCUGAACUGCAUUUUUAUCCAACUUUCUAGCUUAUGUACUUUUUGAGUUUUGAAUUUUUAAAGUGCUAGUUCAUUCAGUAAACUUUAGGAUUAAUUAAAUAAUUUUGACAAUAUUAUGCAAUUGUAAAUAAAUUAUAGCUUAUAUAGCUAUGAACUUUGCAUUAACAUCAUGUAAACAAAUUUAUACGAUAUGGAUGUUCUGUUUACCAAGUCUAGUAUCCUUUAUAUAUAGUCUUUGUUAGGCACGGUAAGGCAAAGUGUCCCCUAAAAAUAAUAAUAAUGGUUUGGGACUACUGUACUUCUUUUGAACUUUAAAUUUUUACACAUGAUUAAUUAAUGAAAGCUUUCUAUGACAAAUGAUUUAAUAGUGUUUGCACACAGCACAUUCAUUCUCUUAGGAACGAAACUAUGAGAAUUAUAAUAUAAUAGUAGCACAUGGAAGUGACCAUGAACUUUGGCACUCUGAAAAUUAUGAUAAUUUAUAAUAUGGACUCUGCUGGGGUUUUUAAACCUCAAAUUAAAAUAUUCUUGGUUAAAUGCCUUUUAAGUUCAUUCUAAAACACAAUUUAUCAAAUAUUUUGAUGUAAAUAGUGGUAUUAAUUGAAUAUUUCCCAAGUAUCUGAAUCUGCCGCCAUUAAAAAGUUAGCAUGGUCCAAAUUAUUUUGAUAAUGCAGGUUAUAUGGAUUAGCUUAAUGAACGUUGGACUGGACCUACAUCAAUGAGAAUUGGUACACAUAUACAUCAAUAUAUAAUGGUUUUCAAUAUUUAGACUUAGACUUUGAACUUCACCAAAAGUUUUUGAGGGAAAGAUGCCCUAUCUAUACCUAGGAGUUAAAGUUGAUCAAAAAAGGCAAAACAGUAUGUUGGAAUGAAGGUCAAGAUGUUCCCUAAUGUGGGCUUUUUCUGAUCAGCAAAUCAUUUUUCUAAUUUAGUUGAAAUAUUUUAAAAUAUCCUACUGAGCUAAAACUAGGCAUUUUAAUCGCAUUUGAGUUUUUAAUUCUUACUAAAUGGAGACACCCAUCUCAUUUUACUGUUUUUAAUGUGAUAGAACUGGUUCUUGGACCUCCAUCCUCGUUUAAACUGAGCUAAAAAAAAAAGUACAUUUUAAGACUAGAAAAGUUUGAAAUUUAAAAAAAAAAAUGUAACUUUAUUACACCGUUCCAGGCAUAAUGUUAUCACUAAAUAUAAUUAUUUAGAAUCAGCAUCAAGAUAAUUUUUUUUUUUCUAAAGAACUCACUACUGAUAGAAUAGCUGUCUGUGUAAUCACAAAUAAAUGUUUAUUUUUAGACGCCCAUUAGGGCAAAACUAUUUUAAAUGUCCAGGUUUUGAUUUUGAAAAAAAAAAUGGUCAACUAAUUUUACACAUGUUGUUAGUGUUAGAUAGAAAAAUGAUAAAAAUACAUUGUAAUUGCAGCAAACUUAAAUUGAAAGGGAACAAAAUUAAAUACAAAUAAAAUUCAAUCAUGUUGUUGUGAAGUAAGAUGACCCAUAAGUUGGUCAACUGCCAUUUGAGAUAGACCACUAUACAUAAUGUACUAUCUGAGACCCACAACCAACGGGCACUCGCUACAAUCAACCCUUUGAGUAUCUUGCAUAUGCUGAUGACAUAGCUCUGUUAGGGAAAAGUAGUAAAAACAUAACAAAAGCCUUUAUUGAAUUAGAAGACACAUUGCUACAAGCAGGGCUGCAAGUUAACAAACAAAGUACAUAACUAUGGUAAGAGAAGAACAGACAGAUGAAGCCAUUAAAAUUAGAAACUACACUUUUUAAAAAGUACAUCAAUUCCAAUACCUAGGAUCUUUAUUAAAUGAAAGAAACAAAUUACUAACAGAAAUAAAAGAAAGAAUAUUGGUCUGAAACAGGACAUACCUCAGUAGUCCGAAAAUACUCAAAAGGAAAAACAUUACAAGAAAAACAACAAAAAAACUAUUUAUAAAACUGUAAUCAGAUCAGUUGUAACAUACGCAAGUGAAACUUGCAGAAAGCCUAAUAAACACAUGGGAGAUAAAAGUUCUCCAGAAAAUAUAUGGACCAACAAAGGAUGAAUAUGGAUGGAGAAUGUGAACCAACCAGGAAUUAUACAGUCUAUAUCAGGAUCCCACUCUAGUAGCAGAAAUUAAAAAAAGGGUAGGCUACACUGGGCAGGACACUUAGAAAGAAUGCCAAAUGACAGAGGAGUGAAGGGGGUGCAUCACCAAAACCCCAGAGGAAAACAGCUCAAAAGGCAGACUUAGAUGAAUGGAUGAUGUGGAAAAAGAUCUACAGCAGCUGGGAAUCCAAGCCUGGAAAGGAAAGCAUUAGUUAGGUCUGAGUGGAAAGAAAUGGUGAGGCAGGACAAAGCCACAAGUUUGGAUGACUAAACAUAAUGCCGAAAAGUUUACUAUACAAUACAACCAAAAAAAGUCAAAGGUAGGCGCAUAGCUAGGGUUAGUGCCGCCCGUUGCAGGAAAAGAUAUUUGUGUCGUGUGUCGCCCCCCCCCCCCCCCCCCCCCCCCUUGCUAAAUUGCUGGUGUGUUUGUUUCAAUUUAAUGGUAUUGUAAAACAAAAGUGUCAUGACGGUAUUAAAAAAGUUUUGUACAGUAUAUGUGAAAUUAGUAAAAUUGUGAUCAUAUUAGCCAUGUUUUAUUCUCAUUAUGUUUGAGUGAUUUUAAGUUUCACAAAUAUUCAUGACCUUAUUAUCAUCAAUGAUUUAAAAUUCAACUUAAAGAUUUUAAUUCAUUUUAUUAUAAACUGCUGCACAUUGUCAUUUUAAGCAGAUGCUGGUAACUUUUGAAUGCUAAAUAACUUUCGAAAAUGUACAACCUUCAAACUAGCUUUAAAGUUUUAAAAAUGAAUUGUAGAAGUAGAGGAACUGCCCACUUUGUAGAAGAAGUGAAGUGGAGCUGAUGAAACACAUCCUUUGUUUUUAAUACAUCUUGAUUUAGCUUCCUUGAUUUCUAGUUAACUUUGUUUCCCUUGAAAUGGUUUUAACUCUCUGUUCACCAAAUUUACACUAAAAAAAUAGCUAAAUUUUUCAUGUAAAUUUAUUGGCCACUUAUUUUUAAAUCAGUGUUGUCAUAAAGCCUAAAAAGCUGCAUCUGUUUCAGAUUCAAAAAGAAGCUAAAUGUCUCAUCAUUAAGGCAUGAAGCAUUCAGUUUCUUUUGAGGUUGAAUAAUUUUCUUACUAUUGAUGUUUCUUAUACAAAACAUGUUAAGUUUAACAAGCCAAUCAAAUUCAAAGAUGAAAAUAAAGUUAAUUAAUUAACAGAGAAAAUUUCAAAAAAACUACAAGAAGCAAAAGAUUGAAGUAGACAAGGGUUCUCCAGAGAUAUGAUAGUUUUUUUUUUUAACAUAUAUUACUUAUACAAAAUCUAUUUCUGAAACAACAAAAAUAAUUAUAACAAAAUUGGCAUGAUAUCCAUGAUCUUUACCCACUCACAUUUACAAUCUUUUCAAUUUAUUUUUAGGCAUAUAUCAAUAUUAGCAGGGUUCUUAAUCUUUUUGCAGUGAUGCAUCCCCUUUUAAUAUAAAACUCUGUCCGCAUCCCCAUCUGGAUUUAAUAAUAUAUUUCCCACAUCCCCACUUUAAAAAUUGCUGAUAUAAAUACAAAUAAACCUGAUUUUCUGGGUAAGAACCACUGAAUCAUAAGGUUGUCCCCACAGUAUUACUUGACGCUAUUAAUCUGAUUUCUUGGGAGGGAGGGAGGGAGGGGGUGGGUUUAAAUAACUAUUUAUUGAUCAUUUCUCACUGGUGCAGCUGAGACUAUUUUUAUCUCCAUGAAAUGUCAAGUCAAUUACUGUCACAAUAGCUCAGUGAAAUUAUAGUUCCCUGCUGUAGCCCAGAACACAGUUUUGUGGGUGUGUUUUGCCUUCCUUAGCCUUGUGAUGGGAUCUUUGAAUGGAUUCCUAACCAGCUUUGUUAAGCACUUGAAGUGUUUUUUGCUUCCGACUUCUUGUAGUCCCAGCUUGUAUCUCACAACAAGCUGGGCAUUCUCCAGUGCUUUCAGUAUUGAUUUAGUUUUCCUUUAAUUUUUUUUUUUCAGUAGGUUGGAGAACUCAGCCUAUGAGAACAAACCAGAUUAGAACAUGCACUCCAACAACUGAUUAUUUUCUACUUUGAAAUGACAAUUAAUAACUCUUUCUUUGUAGAUUCCGAUUAUGCUAUCACUUCAUUUAUUUACACCUUUAAAUAAUAGGGAUAAUAAUGACAUAUCUCUUUGAAUUUUUUAAGCUAAAAUGUUAUUAAUUUUGUUAUUAGGAUUUAUUUUAUUUUUUUAUGAAUGCAGGAAAAAAAUUUAAGUGGUACAUAGAAAUUAAUUGUUUGUGUUUCCCUGUUAAGCGAACUAAGUAUGUAAAAAGUUAGCAUUAAUUCUGUAUGCUGCCAAGCUCUCACUUUAAGAAUACAAGCCUGGAAUUUUUUUUUCCAAUAGAUUCCCAAUAAGGGUUACCAUGGCAACUACAAUAAAUGCUGGCCCUAUUGAAUAUUUUUUUUGUUUCCAGAGCUUAAGAUCAAUGGGCGAAGAACAAAUUGGUGGUUUGAAUCACUCACUCUUUCAACUCCAUAUACUUUGUCCUACUUCACCCUUUUCUUUUUUUUUUUUGUUGUACAUAAUUUAUUUUCACACCAAUUAUUUCUUUUCCUUCUCUACUUAACACAGAAUAAUCAAUUUUUCUUUGAAGUAGUCUGUGCUGAGAUUUGAUUUUAGGGAUUACAGUAUUAUUAUUUUCCCUCCUAAAUUGCCUUAAAAUUUAUAGAUUUAUAGGCUGAACUAUUUAUAAUUGGUACAGUAGUAAUAAAUAUUUUAUCUAUUAUAUUUUUGGCUGCCUUAGGAUUUUCUUGGGCUUUCUAAAUAAAAGAUAUGCUUUACUUCCCUCCAUUUUUCAGCUGUCACCUGAAUUAGUAGGAUUAACAUGUUUGUACUCAAUUUAGAUUCAUUAGUCCUUUCCCAUAGGAUCAAGUUAAUUAGAUCAGCACUUAAGAAGCUGAUUUCUUCCCAAGAUACAUUCUUAUUCUCGCCUAAUGAUUUAAAUAUAUUCAUAUUGUAUUAAAUGUAUCCUUUUAAGCCCCAUCACUAAACAGUACAUUAUAAUCACAAGUUUGACUGCAGUAAUAAACAGCUGGGGACUAGAAGUGAUCUGCAGACUGUUCAAGAAUAUCUUGCCCCUGAUUUUUCAAAUAAAAUUAAGAAAUUGAGUACAUGAUAAAAGACUUAACGAGGGGAGAAUUCAGAAAAGAGUGGAUGGUGGUGGUGUUUUCGUGAUGCUUCUUACCAUAUAUAAAGCAUGAUCUCGAGAAAAUAAAUCAGAGGAAGUCUUUGCUUUGUUUCUGCCAUUUUAAUUCAUCACCAAUUUACUUUGCCAAUGCAUACUACAAUUACAUACUCAUAAAAACAAAUAGAAAACUUCGGUUUCUCAUACAUUAAAUGUCUUGGUUUAAAAGUUUGACGCUGUUGGUUUGAGUGUAUUCUAAGUUUUCUUCUAAAGUUUUGUUUAUAUUUUUUCUUUUGUCUUUCCAUGGCAAUUUUUGCAUUUUCAUUACAAUUUUGUGAUUACUAAUGUUUCAGGUGAAUGAGUUAAACAAUGUCAAUUUACGAGUAAUGCUGAUGCCUGAUGAUUUUAAAUCCUACAGUAAAAUUCGGGUGGACAAUCAUAUGUAUAAUAAGUAUGUAUUUUUAUUUUUAAAGUAAAGAAACAUUUUUAGCAUUAAAAUUAAAGACAAUUUUAUAUAAAUUGCUAUAUAAAUACUAUUUGUUUAAAUUUGUAAUAACCUACAAAUUUGAUGGGUAUUCGAUGCCAUGUUUGUAAUUUGCUACAUAAAAGAAUUUUCCAAAAAAAAUAAUUUAAAACCAAAUAUUAAGUCCUUUUUUUUUUUUUUUAAAUUCGUUAUUUUUUUUCUCUCACCAGGGAUAACAUGCCAAGCAGAUUUAAAGUAAAAGAAUACUGCCCCAUUGUGUUCCGAAAUUUGAGAGAAAGUAAAAAAAAAAAUUUAAAAAAAAAUAUUAAGUAAUUUUUUUUUUUUUUUAAAUUCGUUAUUUUUUUUCUCUCACCAGGGAUAACAUGCCAAGCAGAUUUAAAGUAAAAGAAUACUGCCCCAUUGUGUUCCGAAAUUUGAGAGAAAGGUUUGGUUUGGAUGAUGUAGAUUAUAUGGUGAGGACCCUUGCCAUCUUAAAUGACAUUUUUGAAAAAUUAAUUUAGAAAAUAACCACACAAAUUUUGCUGCUAGUAUCAUUAUACUAUUAAUUUCCUGUAGCAACCAAUAUUGUAUCAAUUAUCCCAAAUCUGUUUGGUGAUGAUUGUCUGUUUCAAAGUAUACAUUAGAUCCAUUGUUUCCAACACUUUUCAACUAUGGAACAACUGGGUAGACAUGUUCACCUGGUACAGAAGCCUAGUUUUUUGGGACUACUAUUUGCCUAAUCUUAGUACUAUUUGUUCCAUAUAAACACAUUAUUCAUGAUUUUUUUCGUUUUAGGAAUUUUGCUAUUACAUAAAAUAUAAAUAUAAAAAACUAUGACGAAUCCAAUCAAUUUCACUAGUAAAUUAUUUAUUCUUGUUAUUUCUGUUAAUUUAAUUAAUUUAUUUAUGGUUUAAUGGAAUUUUUGUUCAAUAUAAUUUCUUAAUUUUAUUUAAUAUUAAUUUACUUUGUAUCUUGAAUUCUUUAUUUCUACAUGAACUUGUGAACUUAGGUUUGCAAAGAUGUAGGAAAAAAAUGUUCCAUUAACCGUUUUACCGUCAAAUGUUUAUUUUAAGUUAGAAUAUUAAAAUAUCCAUUAAGUGAUUAAGUACAUAUUAUGAAAUAAAAACUCAUUUAUCCACAUAUUGCAUAGAGUUUUUUUUUUUAAAUCUUCUGUCAACAUUUAAACACCCCGCCCCCGCUCCCUCUCCCCUUCCUUGUUUUUGUUCAUGGUGAAAAAUAAAGUUUAAAAGACAAGAUGAUAAACUCAAUAACUUUGUCGAGGCUGACAACCUAUUGAUUUUACUUUGUUGAAUCAGGAAUCUGUUUUACAACAGCUAGCAUAAUUAAAGAAUGAAUUAUCUAUAUUUGCUAUCAAAUUCAUCAGAAUCCAUUUUUUGAAAAAAAUCACGAAUGAUUUGUGUACAAAAAAACAUUCCCAAAAUUGAAGUUCAUUUUCAUUUAAAAUUAAAAGUUCUGAUUAAUUCAUUUGGGAAGGAAAUAAGAUGUUAGAAUGCGUGUGCAGCUCAGAGGAGAUUAUUCGUGAAUUUUUCUUAUUGCAAUGUUAUAAAGUUUUGUGGAUAUAAAGUUAAUGUUGAAGCAGCAUUCUGUUUCUUUCUAACACUUUGGGGUGCUGCCGAUGUUGUUUAUUUUUUUCAUCUGAGUUUUGAACUCCAGUCAACGAGUGGGUUGUACUCCAGUCAACAAGUAGUUUGCAAUGGACAUUAUUUAGACUGGGAAGCCAUCCAGCCAACCAAUUCAAUACACAAUUUUAUUGAGUAUCCAAAAUAAAACUUAAAUUUUUAAAUAAAUUUUCGGAUCCGCAUUGGUAGAAACAGUAUAAUUAUACUUGAUAUUCACCCAGGUCAAAUGUCUGAGGCGAUAUACGGUUGUUCUACAGUUUCAACCUGGUUAUCCUAUCUCAGAGAAAAUUCAUUGCAAUUUCAGGCUUAUCAUAUUCACAAGGAUUAAAGAAAUUUGUAUGGAAUUAAAUUUUUUGCUCAUUAUGUUGGCAUAAACCUGAUAAUAAUUUUUUUUACUAUCCAGAAUUCAUUAUCAAAACAACAGCCAAUAUCAUGUGAUUCUCCUGGGAGAAGUGGGGCAAGAAUGCUAAUGUCACGUGAUAAAAAGUUUUUCAUUAAAACUUUGGUUUCAGAAGAAGUAGAAAUGAUGCAUCAUCUGCUUAAACAGUACCAUCAGGUACUUUUUAUUUGUUUAGUUUUUAAACUCUUUUUAUUAAUUUUUGUAAAUCACACUCUUUAGUGAGUUAGCGACGUUUACAUUUCUGAAAUUAAUUUUUUAAGCAAGGCAUUUUUUUUUUAUAAAACAUUAAAUAUCAUUUUCAGAAGCAUUCCAUUUUAAAUAUUGUUGCAUUUUUUACAUCAAAACGUAUUUAAAAUAUUUUUUUUGAAUAACAGAACAGUUAAGUAAAAACUCAUAAAAUGUAUUUUAAGUUGUAUCUAUUCUCCCAUCAGUAUAUUGUUGAAUGUCACGCCCAGACGUUAUUACCUCAGUAUCUGGCCAUGUACAGGAUCACUGUCAAUGACGUGGAGACCUAUGUUGUUGUCAUGAGAAAUGUGUUCAGUCCUCGUCUCUCUAUACACAAAAAAUAUGAUCUUAAGGUUAGCCUAUAAUUUAACUGUAGAAAGGUUUCAUUUAUUUAAUUUAUUUAAUUAUCUAAAUCAGGGGAAUCCUUUCUUUAUUAAAAAAAGUAAAUGCAACUAGAUUGAGAAAAUCCAUCACUUCAAAUUUUAUAAUAAAACUAAUAUACAAAAGUCAAAUAUUCUUUGCCUUUAUAAUUUUUUGUUUGCUUAAAAUACGGUUUCUUAUUGUGUUUCAGGGAUCAACAGUAGACAGAAAAGCUAGUGACAAAGAAAGGGUUAGUAUAGUAUUUAUUUUAAAUGUUUUAAAAUCUUAAUACAUUUUUUAAAAAUUUAAAGACUAGUUCAGUGCGAUAGCACUAGUCUACAAUAAAGGAAGAGUCUCAUAACCUAUUAUCAUUAACUAGUCGAAAUACAAAUUUAUAUAUUUUUAUCAAAUGAUUGUUAGAUCAUUCAAUCCUCAUUUUUAUUUUAAGCACUGAUAUCAAUUAUUUGGGAGUCUACUAUUUAAUUAAAUCUUCUUGAGCUUUUUCAUAUCCAUGACAAAGUUUGGAAAUGAUGAGCAAAUUAUUUACAAUUUUUAUCAGCUAUCACAUAUUGUUUUACGGAGCGAUACUCAAAUUAUCUAAAAUUGCAUUUGAUAAGAAUGCUGGACUAACAUUUUGUUCUUUCGUACAGUUAAAAAACUUACCCACCUUCAAAGACAAUGACUUUCUUAAUGAUGGUGCUAAAAUCCAUAUUGGUCCCGAACAAAAGAAAAAAUUGUUGGAAACACUCCAAAGUGAUGUUGAUGUAAGUUUUCAUUUUGCACAAUGAAUAAUUUUUAGGUGGCUGUGGUAAUAUCUAGGGGGCAUAUAGCCUAAGUGCACAUUAUUAUACUGUUUUAAAUUGAAUUAAUUCAAAUUUCAACAUUUUUCAACAGAUUACAAGGUAUAGACUUUUUGUUUAAUUAAUAUUCAUUUAGCACAGUCAAAACUGACUGUCAACAAGUUAAACUAGUAAUAGUCAACUUGUCAGUCAUUACCCCAAUGAUAAACGUUCACAUCAAAUUUCCUGCGUUUCAGUUUUUAAGUAGUCUCCACCUGAUGGACUACAGCUUGAUUGUGGGCAUCCAUGACAGGGACAUGGAGGAUGAAGGGGGGAUGAGUUUUGCCAUGCCUUCAGGUGCAGAUGAGGAGGAGCCCGAUGAAGAUGAUGUUGAGGCAGGUGCUUCUACUGCUGGAGGGGGGGAUCAGGUAUCUCAGAUUUCAUUUGUCACCUAGGGUUCAAUGUAAAUGUAAUAAGGGGUAAUUUAAAUCCAGUACCAAAGCUGGAGAAAAAAAUUUGAAAAGCUUAAAUUUUAUGAAUUUUUAAGAAUAAUUAUAAUGAAACACUUGGUAUCUCUUUUGCUUCUUUCGUAUGCUAACUAGCUCUUAAUUAUAUCCACUUGAAAAAUAUUAUUGUUCUAGUUUAGAGGGUUUUUUUAUGUCCUGAACUCUUCAUUCCUCUUAUAUACAGGUCGUAACUAUGUAAAUAUGCAGGUUAUUUUUCGCUCAUAAAAUUUUGUCUUUUUUUUUUUUUAAUUUUAUAUUUAUUUCAUAGUACAAUUGGGAGAAAGAUUUAAAAAAUAAAUAAAAAUUAAACAAUAAUAAUACUGAUAUGUUUUACGAAUUUUAGAAUCAUGUGAGUCGCCAUCUUAGGCAUAUUUUGUUAGGCGCUAAUCGACGUCACAGUGCAAUCUCUACGAAUACUUACUUACUUAUGUCUUUUAUCCCGUCGUGAGCAUAGGCCGUCUUCAAGAAUUUUCCAAUUAUCUUGGUUCUGUUCUUUGCCUUUAGCUGGCGCCUCCAUAUAUUUUUAGGCCUUUCUUUUUCCAUGUGAAUUCCAUGUUAGGGCUUGUCUAGUUCUGUUAACUGGGAUUUACGAAGAGUGUGCCCUAUACACCUCCAUCUUUUCCUUAUGAUGUCUUCAUUAAUUGGCUCCUGGUAUGUCCUUUCCAGUAAGUUUUUGUUGGUGAUGGUAUUUUGUCAUUUGAUGUUAGAAUCAUUCUAAGGCAAGUGUUUGUGAAGGUAUGUACUUUCUGCAUGAUGCUCGCUGUUGUUCUCCAAGUUUCGGCUCCAUUUAGUAGGACUGUUUUUGACAUUUGUGUUGAAAAUUCUGACUUUUUCUUUGCCUCCCAGAUUUUCUUUAAUAGCACAAAAGCUGACCUAACCUUUCCAGUUCUAGCCUUGACAUCUGCUUCGGAUCCACCAUUUAUGUCAAUAGUGCUGCCUAAGUGUGUGAAGGCCUCCACUUCUUCCAGUGCAUUUCCUGCCAGAGAGACAUGCUCUUGGUUGGCUGAGUUUACCUUAAUGAUCUUUCUCUUGCUUUUAUUUAUAUUGAGUCCGAGGUGUGCUGAAAUGGUGGCUAAAUCUUUUGUCUUUUCCUGUAUUUGUUGCUGGUUGUGGGACAGAAGACAUUGCUCUUGCUGUCCUCUUGGAUACUACAUUACAGCUAAGUGUAUUUUUAUUUAAUUUUUUUUUUUUACUUUUGUUUGUUCACUUAUGAAGACUUCUUGCAGAUACAUUUGUUGUUUUGUUGCAUUCUUUUUUCAGGAUUUCUCAUUCUUUGUUUCACUCAUUUCCAUUUUUCUAACCUGAUUGCAGUCUUUCCCCUUUAUUAUCAUUCUAACAUUCCUCGAGCCUAUGCUUAUUGCCUUUGAAAGGAGGAUAUGAAAAUGAGUAUUACUGGUGAAAAUUUCAAUCAAUUACGAUCUGAAUCUUCAGAGUAAAAUAAUUGAGAUUUCGAAUCAAGUCAUUCUGAUUUAUGUUUUGAUGAAAAUCAUCCAAUGAAGUAUUAAAUACCAGAAGGUUAGUAUUCAAGUGUUGCAUUAUUCUAUGUUUUUCUGAGCUUUAUUACAAUUUGUAUAAAUGUAUAGGUUAAAUUUGUGUUUUUAAGCACAUUUAAAUAUUUACUAGGCAUUUUAAAAUGAAAUUUUAUAAAAUGUGAAUAUCUUAUUACAUUAGAUAAUAGUGAAGUUGUUAUUCUUAGUGACUUUUUCUAAGUAAUGUAAACAAUGUAUUUUGAGCAGCCUUAGAUGAUAUAUUUCAUACUUAAAAGCAUGAAAUUUGACAUCUGUGUGUGUUUUAAAUAAAAAUAUUCAAUGAAAGCAUAUUUUAAAUUCAUUUUACACAAAUUGGGAGCUAUGAAUAUGCUAGUGAAGUAUCAGUAGGCAUAGGCUUAUAUACUUGUUUUUUUUUUAUUAAUUUCAUCCCUCUACAUAGCAUAUAUUAUAUUAGUUGUUCUUUUAUAAUCACAGGUUAAACUCAUGAUGUACAAGAUGAUGACCCACUAGUUCCUACUCCUAAGCUUCUCCCAGCCAGAAAGCCAGGCUUACAUCUGAGGGAAGAAAUGUCGGCAUGGAUACAGUGAGCCAGUUUCUUCAUCCUAAAGAUUUUUCAAGAUUUUUUCACGCUGGAUUUGUUUGAUAUAUUUUUAACAUACACCAGCUAUCCAUCUUCCUUGUGACCUUCUAAACCUUCCAUCAACAGAGUGAUGUUGGUAUAUCAACAGAUGAAUUUUACAAAUUUAGGACCACUAAUGUGCAUGACAACUAUACAGGUCCCGGGUGUACAAAAAUACUGGUCAACUUCAACAAUCUACCAUCAAUUCUGGGCCAAUGACUUAGGGCCCAAAAACAGAUGUAUUCAAAUUAUGGCAUUCAUCAAAGAUAAUAUUGAAACUGACAAUAAAGAUAAACUGUGGAAAGUGAAUUUAUUGUCAGACUUUAGCAGAAGAAAAUGAAAAAAUAAACCAAGCAAGGUGGUAUGUGGUGGAUAAGAGAUAAUUAACCUAUAACUGUUCAGUGGAUAAAUAAUAGAACCGUCAAAUUAUAUGACGGUAAAAGGAUUUUCUUUUGUGAAAAAACUCAUAACUGAUCUAGGCAAAUGUUGGAGAGACCAACAAAUAUUGUGCAAAUCAGAUUUUGAAAUCAUAGAAUUCAUUCAUUUGUAGUGUUGAUCUUUUGAUAAAUGGAUACAUCCUGCUAAGAAAAAAGAACAGCACUGGAUAAACCCUUUUUUUACAUUUUGUUGAUAUUGCCAGCUAUAUUCUCUUCGGGGGUGUUGAAAAGAUCAUCCUGGCAUAGAUGAACUGAAACUCCCUAAUUUUUAAAUUCAAUUGAUUUCAUCAAGGAAAUUAUUUGAGCAUUGGGUGAUUUACUAAAACUGAUAAUGUUCCAAGUGCAUGAUAGGUAACUAACACAAAAUACAAUAGCAUACAUCCAAAAGUUCCUGACUGCACAGAUUUAAAAAGAAAUUGUUAAGUGUACUAUAAAUUUGGAAUGGUAAAGUGUUCUAUAAAUUAGGAAUGCAGAAAAGAACAAAAAUUACAAUCAAAAGUAACACAUGUGAUACUUACCUUGGUUUUAAAAAAGAACAAGAGACUGUCUGACUACUGUGAAGUUUAAAUUUUCUACUGAUACGUUUUAUUACUUUUUUGUAAUGUAUCAAUAAUUAUAAAAUUGUAAAAUAAUAAUGACCUGUAAUUUUUGUACCGGUAGUGGGUUGGUGAGUUCUUGUUAAAAUUAUUUUUGCCCCCUUUUUGACACUUUUCACAACAUAUUUUGUAUUUUGGUCAAAUGCUCAUAACAUGAUCUAAUUUCUUCUUAUGAUAUACAAAAAUGAAUUCUCGUUCUGAAUAAACAGAUUUUAUGCAAUAGUUCCAGGUGUUUUUUUUUAAUUUCUUUUUUGCAUCUGAUCAUCUUAACAAAGUUAUUACACAAUUUCAUUAAAAAGAUUAUACAUUAUUUGUUUCACAACUUCUCAGUGUUCAGAACUUUUACUUAAAUGUUUAGAAACAAAGAUGUAUAGAAGCCUCAGGAAUUUCCCCAUAAAUUGAUAGACAACAUCAUAAACUAUAGACAUGGAUUCUAAAAGUUAAUAACACUUGUAAGGUCACUAGAAUUCUCAAGAAAAAAUGAAAAAUUCAAGAAGUUUAAAGAGUUAAGCUUUUUCUAGCUGAUACAACUUUAAAAUAUGUUUUAGUAUUUAUUAUCUUUUUGCUUAGAGUUGGGAAACCUUAAAUGAAUACUUUACUCAUUAUUAAAGCUGUUAACAAAGGUUACACAAUGAAAUAUAUUUAAUAGCAGCAGCACAGUAUCUUCCAUAAAAGCCUAUUUAAAGAAAAAUGAUCGUAUUUAUUGUAAACAAUGGAUCUGAAAUGUCUUACAAAAUUCAGAUUUUGUUACGUUAGCCUGUAGUGUAUCUCAUUUAGUCUGUAGUGUGUCUAGAAAUAUCGAAAGUCCUAAAAAUUUAAAAUUAUCUUCAUACAUUUGUAAUCUGAGCUAAAAAACAAUUUAAUCGAUACUGUUCAAUCUUUUUCUUACAUUUUAAGCAAAAUAAAGAAUUUUUAAAAACUAAAUGUGAGGUGUUUCUCAAACAGGUUGAUACUGAGGAUGAACCAGAUGGCCCACCAAGCCCACCCGACUCCCCAACACCCGUCACACCGAUGCCUCAAUUUUUGGGUGAAUUGGACCCUGAUUUGGAACGUUAUGGUGUCUUAAGUAAUGAGGGUAGGUGGCCAUUCGAUUAUUUAGAGGAAGUUUUUAAGGAGCUCACAAGACUUAAUCAGAAACUCUCAACUAAAACUGGCAGCUUGCCAAUACAUAAUGAAAAUGGAUAUGCUGAAAUCGUAGGCUUCAUUUGAAGUUCUAGCUGUCACUAUAUUGUUCUAAAAAUUAUCUCACUUUUCAAAUUCUGUUUUAUUUCUUUUAUAAUGCAUCUAGUAAAAUUCUUUUCACUUUGAAUAUUUAAAUGCUUUAUAGCUGGGUUGGCCAGCUAGCUACAGUGUUGUAAAUAUUUUUUAGUAAGUUAGAUUUUUAGAUAUCAAGGAUUAGUAUAUGGACAAAUAAGUACUGGUGCCUCAAUAUAAUGGGAAUUGAUAUGUGUUCUUGGCAUGGCUCCCAUCAAUUUGUUAUAAAACAGCCAGGUGUUAAAUUGACAGGCAUGCUGAAUUUCAGACUGUCCACCCCAUGUCCACCCUCCCACUUUGUGUUAAGGCAGUGGCUAUGGCUACGAAGGGGUUGUCCAUUACUGAUUGAGAGAAUCCAGAAAGAAAAGCAAUGGUGGCCCAGAGCGAAUUGAGGCUGCUAAAUUUGAUGUUCUGGGUCAUCAUGAUGGAAGAUAUGACACAAGGCAAAAUAUGAUUUUAGCGAAAAAAGUCAUAUAAAUUGCAUUGUUAAACAAAAAUGAAUUGAAAAUUUAAUCCAGCUUUUAUUUUGCAUCCUCAGAAAGUGGAAAACGUGAGGUUUACUUCUUGGCAUUGAUAGACAUCCUCACCAAGUAUGGUAUGAAGAAACGCACUGCACAGGCAGCAAAGACAGUGAAACAUGGUGCAGGUGCAGAAAUCUCCACAGUCCAUCCGGAACAGUAUGCAAAACGAUUUAUGGAUUUUAUUAGCAAGUGUGUUGAGUGAGGUUAACGAAGCCAAAAAAGAAGUUAGAUCGAUUUUUGCAAUGAACUUUAUUAAAGUGUGCACUACUUUUAUUGUUGUAAGCAAAUUCCUUAGGAAAGGCGUCUAGCGACACUCUUAUUUUUUCCCACAUAGAUAUUCCUAACUGAAAGAGAAGGAAAAGCCGGCUCCAUAUUUUAGUUGUUUUAUUUUUGUCUAGUCAACUUGUUCACUGUCGACAUUCUGCUUGAAUUUUUAUUCAAUGGCUGUAUGACCAUUUUUAAAAAAUAGAGAGAGAAAUUAUAACCACAUGGUGCGCUCAAUGUACAUACAGGCAAGAACUUGACAAAUAGAAAACAAAAAGCACAUACAGAUUUUCUUCUGGUGGGUAACUUGGUUGGCAAUGAAAUUGUAACUCAAAAUCUUCCAAUACCAUAUGCCAAAGUGGAAGAAUUUUUUUUUUGCAACUCAUUUGAAAGGCCUCCCUGCAAAUGAUGAGAUAUCAGCCACUUAUCCCCUUAUAUCUUUGCUGACUUGGCCUUACAAGCAUUCACUGAUAUUAAAUGUAAUCCACACUUGCAAUACAAUUUACAAAGCUGUAUUAUGUCCUCCAUGACUUCUUAUACAAACUGUGGGUAUCCUUAACAAAAUUUAGGAAAAUGGAUAAGUUUUUGUUAUGAAAUGAGCUAUAUUCAAUCAAUAUACUGGCAUUUUGCAUAAAUCUGUCAGAUCCCGUGUAUUGAAUACAAUUUUAACAGCACUAUUUCUGAGCCUCUGGCUAUGAAUGUUAAAUUACUUUAAGGAAAUUAAUACAUCUUAAUGUGUUUCGAUUGCAUUUUUUCACAAAAUGUGUGACAACAUCAAAGGCUGACCACUUCUUGAAGUCAAUGAAACCGGAACUGGGUAUUAUUAAUAAUUAUUGUAAUCCAAUCUUUAUGACAGUAUCCAAAACUAAAGAAAAGUUGUCCCUUCAAACUUUGAGCCAAUAGUUCAAACAAAAGCAACUUUUAGUUUCCUCAAGAAGCUUGAUUGCCAUUGAGAGACGCCAAAUGAUCACAAUUCACACACCUGUUAUCUUCUUUUCCUUCAGUUGAAGUAAGACUACCCUAGAAAUUGUUUGGCAGUGCCACUUCUCAAGUUUCAUUCUGACCUUAUUUUAAAUACUCUUUUUUUUUUUCUUUUUUUUUCUUUUUUUUUGUCUCAAUCUUAAUAUCUCUUUCCCUCUCUCUCUCUUUCUCUCUCUUUAUAUAUAUACAUUUUAUCUAUUUAUACAUAUGUAACAAAUUGCUAUUGUUUUUAACAAAGGUUUCUCAAUGACAUGCUUUUAAUUUUCAUUUUGUUCUUUUUUUAAAUACUCUUUUUUUUUUUUCUUUUUUUUUCUUUUUUUUUGUCUCAAUCUUAAUAUCUCUUUCCCUCUCUCUCUCUUUCUCUCUCUUUAUAUAUAUACAUUAUAUCUAUUUAUACAUAUGUAACAAAUUGCUAUUGUUUUUAACAAAGGUUUCUCAAUGACAUGCUUGUAACAACAGCAGCACAGUAUCAAACAUCUUUGCCUUUUUUUUCCCCCCAGAAGUUUGAAUUUGUUACAAAUUUUAAAAAAUCAGUAUUAGAGCAUUCAUUUGUGAGGUGAACUUCAUAUGGCUUCAGCAUGAUUAGUGUAAGUGUUGGUCAUUUUACACCUAAGGUUUCUUUAUGAACUUUGUGUUGGCUGUUGGGGAAUAGUUUUUUUUUAAUUCUCCAGACAGCCGACAUGAAGGAGACCAUUUGAAGUUGUCCAAAAUCCUUCACCGUCUCCAUCAUCCAGACUUGUAAUAAAACUUACAAUUUAAUUCACAGCCCUGAGAUAGACUAGAUAGAAAAACUGUGUAUGAACUGAGAAGCAUAAACAUUUAUUUUAUGUGUGUGGUGUGUAUCUGGACUUAAAUUAUCCAAAAAAAAAAGAUUGUCUUUUGAUACAAGUGCAAUAAUGAUUGCAAUUGUGAAAGUGGGUACGGGAACUUUCAGACCAGCAUCACUGUCAAACACAUGUGCCCAGACUUCAUUUAUUGUACCAGAAGCAUAGUAUGGGCAUUUUCAAUUUUUUUUUUUUUAAUUUAUUAACGGUGGGUGUCUGUCACUCAUUUUAAAUUCUCUGUUUGCACUUGAAUUUUUUUUUUUUUUUUGUUGAUUGAUGUUAGUGUGAUUCUUUGGAAUGGAAUAAUAUGUUUUUAGUUUUGUAAAAUGUAACAUUUAAAAAAUGUAUCAAUAUUUCUUUUGCGUGCAAGAUUGUGAAACCAAAAUUUUCCUUAAAUAAGAAUUGUAAAGUUAACAAUUAUAUUUUUGGUCAAUAAUUUAGUAGAUAUUGGGAUUAAAGACAUUGCUAUCAUUUUGAGAAUAAGUAAAAAUCAUGAUUAUUGAUUAGUAUCAUGCACAUGUCUUGUUACACUUAAACUCUUGUUUUCUAAAAAAAAAAUUUAGCAUCAAAACAAAUCAAGAAGAUACAAUGAUACCUUAACAAAACAUAAAUAUAUUCAUUAAAUUCCUUCAACUAUAAAUAGAGCGUAUGUUGCAUCCUUUGCAAACAUCAAAAUUAAAGAUUUAGUAUGGUUUCCAAUGCAAAAAAAGAUUUUUGCAUGGUGUCCCACUUAGAACCAGCUCCACUGAUCUUUUUACUGCAGUGUUGGGCAUAUUUUAAGGAAUUUCAAUUUUUUUUUUCAUGAUUUUCUUGUAACAGUUCAUAUAUAUAAUUCAGUUGUAGCCAUAGACCCUGAGUUAAGAGCCCCAAUAUGAUAAUAACAAAAAAAAAUUGUAUAUAUUUUUUGGGAGUUGGGGGUGUUUAGUUUUAGCUAGUGUUGGGAGUCAAAAUAAAUGUGUGCUGAUACACAAACCUAUACUAUAAGGGACUCUGGUGGAUCGUGCAGAAAGUAUGUCUUUAAAGGUCUAGGGGGAGGGGGGUGCAGUUUGAUCAAACAGUGGAGAAAAUAAUAUAUAUGAUGUGACAUGCCGCUGAUGUCAAUGACUCGUUGUACUUAUUGGACGUGUAGGUGUUAAAUUGUAGUCUCUUGGAGUCUUCAAAUCAACAGCUUGGUGAGCUUUAAAUCUUGAUGUAAAAAAAAAAAAAAAGCAUUUAGUGCUGUGUUCAAUGAGAUUUUGUUCUAUGGUACUCUCAAUAUUAGCCAUGUUGUCUGUUGUUCUUAAUAUUAAAAUGUUUUCAUGUGCUCUUUUUUUUUUCUGUUUUUUUUUUUUUUUCCUUAAAAAAUUCCCAUUCUGUUUUGUAAAAUGAUGUAUCAAAAUGUUGUAAUGUGGAACAAAUUGUUUUUAAUGAGAAUGGAAAAUACAAAUGUUUUCUUUUGUUUGUUUUAGUUUUGGUUGGUUUAUUAUCUCUUUCGUUCAUUUCCCGCCUGCCCCCCCCCCUUCCCCUCCCCAUUUUUUUUUAAAGAUGUUCAGAGCAAUGUGCUUUCUGACAUUUAUUGCUUAUCUUAUUUGUGCUAACUGAAGCAGAAUAUUUACCAUUUGAAAGAGCUGUUAUUUUUUAUUUAUUUUUUUUUUAAGUAAUCCUAAUUAUUUUGAUUAGACUUAAAGGAAUAUUGUUUUCUUUUGUUUAAAAAAAAACAAACAUUGAACUCUGUGAUUAACUCUCUCUGGCAAAUUUACCUUUGUUCUCUUUAUUAUCUUUCUGUUUGCAAAACAACGGCUGUCCCACUCGUGUAUGUCCCUUGUGUCACAAACUCAUGCAACAUAAUUUGUAGGACCACAUGAUCAAUAAAAAAAAUGCAAGCUCAUCCAUGAGUAGUUAUGCCAGAGUCAAAAUUACUUGUAUUAAAUGCAUGCUGGCAAUCCUUGUAUUGUUUUUUUUAAUACAUUUUUAAAACUAUAAAUAUGGUGGAUUCAAAUUUUUUUUUUUUAAAUCAUGCCCUUAUCUAAUGUGUUAAACUAUCUAUCACUGGCCUAACUUAUGGGUAGCAUUGACCCAACACAGCUUAUAUUUCUUGCCCAGCACGCACUAAAACACAAUGUAUCUGAUUGGCAAAGGUAUGCACAGUUUUCAGUCAUUUGUACCCUGCUAUUUUUAAUAUUUGAAAUAUCCUUUUAAAAAUAAAAUAUGGCAGGGAGAGAAAGCUGAGAUGUCAUAGUAAAAAUCCCAAUAUUCUUUAAUUUUAAUUAUAUGCAGUAUAUUUCAAUGGGGGAAAAAUAGAAGUUUAGUAUUCACACUUUGGUAAGGACACUAAUGACGUCUGGUCAUCAUUUGGCACAAAGUUAAAUGAUCUAAUGUAUUCUCUGGAAAGUUUUUUUAGGGGGGUGCUUGAAAUUUUUAUUAAAUUUGAUAAGUAACUGCUUGACCAGUCAGCAUAAUCUGCUUUUGUUAAAUUUUUUGGGUUUGUAUUUAGUCACAAUUCUGUUGCACCUCCAGACAAACGGUGAGCAACAGAUACAUUACUUAGAGUGAAUAGUCAGCAUGUUGAUGUAUUAAAGAAGAUGAUUUUACAGUUUAGCCCUCGGGCCCUCCAACUGACAAUGGUUUCUAUAUUUCUUAAGCCAUUGGGUAGGCCAGUCCCGCGCCCCCCCCCCCCUCUCUCUCCUUUUUUCGCCUAUUUUAUGAUUAUUCUUUGGAGAAUGUGCACAUUUUUUUUUUCAAUAUGAGAUAUUUUGUUUUGCUGUAUAUGGUUUUUUUAUUUCUUAAGCCCUUGGGUUGGCCCGUCCCCCGCCCCCCCCCCCCUCUCUCUCCUUUUUUCGCCUAUUUUAUGAUUAUUCUUUGGAGAAUGUGCACAUUUUUUUUUUCAAUAUGAGAUAUUUUGUUUUGCUGUAAAGUAUGAUAGUAUUAAAGCAUAAUUUUAUUUUACAGUGUCCU
Lymnaea stagnalis (great pond snail) is the source of this 22278-nucleotide messenger RNA. Lineage: Eukaryota; Metazoa; Mollusca; Gastropoda; Lymnaeidae. The record is from the annotation of a GenBank genome assembly.